CUCAGCAUGGCUGGGGAAGGGGAUGCUGCUCCUGCCUGUCAGCUUUUGCUCCCUGCUCCAGACAAGCUCCGCCCACAGGGUUACCAUACAUCCAGGUUUUCCUGGACAUGAGCUCUUUUUUUGGUCCUCCAAUUUCUGUCCGGGCAGAUUUUUGAAAUAUGAACAAAUGUCCGUCACUUUUCCUUGCUCGUCUUUUUUCCAACAUCAGUUUUGGUAGAACUGCAAUUCCCGGCAAGCCUUAAAAGCAGUGUGCGUGUUCACUGGUUUGUUACCCUUACUUCUGUACUGCUGCUGCUGGGGGUGUUGCCUUCAGAGCAGCUGGAGCGUGGCAACUGCUGGCCGGCCGCCAGCUCUGAAGGCAACACCCCAGCCGGGAGCAGCGCAGAAGGAAGGGUGGCAUGGUACUGACUGUUGAAUCGCUGAAUGGGAUCCUGCUUGUACAGUACAACUUCAGGCACGCAUCUUCCAAAGACUUUCAUGGCUACUUGAUGAGCAGUCAACCACUGCUAAGCAAGAUACGCUCUUCAAAGAAAUGUGCAUGGGCCCAAGAAGUGCAGUAGGAAAGGGCUGACUAUAUGUAAAAAGUGAGAGUGCCUGUAAUAAGCGCAACCACUACAUCCUCAUCCUCCAGCGGACCAUCUGGUGAAGGCGAAGGCAGGCAGAAAGGCAAUCAGCGACCACAUUUUGGUUUCCAGGCUUAUAUUCCAGCUCAUAAUUGAAAGAGGGUAGUCUUGCAGACCAUCGAGCAAUACGGUAUCCUGCUCUUCCCACUCCUUUUGUGGUGAGCAACGUUGUCAAAGGGCUGUGGUCUGUGCGCAACUUGAACGUGUGGCCCCACAGAGGAAUUAGGUGUCUUGGGUUUGCAAGGCAAGGAAGGCUGCAGACCAAAAGCUGGAAGUGGUUCUCAAACACCCAGAACCAAGCAAGAGAAUAACAUUAAAUUUUGGAGCACAAGGAAGAACUCCUACCAUGAAACCAUUCACUGAAGAAGAUGUGGAAUUUUACAUCCAGAAUAAGGUGGAACGGCGACACCACCUGGUGUCUAAGACAGUGGACGAGGUGCAGAAGAUCAUCCAACAGCUGACCGCAGAAAUCAGCUACAGGGACACGCGAUUUCAGGCCAUCUCCAACUCUGGUGUUCACAACGAGAAUUUUAGGGAUCAGCUAGCUUUACUGGCCAAGUGGUCCGCUCUGCUUCGGGGGAAACGCCCAUUUCACCCAUCUGUCCAGGUCUUAGCGCCCAGCCACUUUCUCAUCACAGUCCCACUGCGCGGCCUGACAGGGUACCGGGAGCGCCAGGUACGGCACUGGCGGUAUUACACCGUGCAUGGAGCAAAGCUCCUUUCCCCAGUACGGGACCCAGAGGAGCUGCAGCAGUGGCUGGAGGUGGAGCAGUUCUCAAAGAGUCUGCAGCAGUGGCAUGAGACAGAGGUGAACAUCGAAGGUGAUCUCGUUCCAGCCAAGGUCCUUGCCAUCUUCAGGGAGCUGAUGGAGAAGUCAAUUACCUCCUGUCACCUCUCCAGUAAAGUCAGCAUUCUGGAGAGUUUCAGCUCAGUGGUCCGAGUUGCUGUGGAGACACCAGACUCUCAGGUAGAGGUGGAGCUGGUCCCUACUGUGGAAAUCCCAACCUGCUGGCCUGAGAGAGCCCGGUGGCCCCGCUGCUUCAAGCGCUGGCCUUCCCAGGAGAAAGUACAGUGCAUCAAGUCAUUUGGCUUUAAUCUCCUGGCCCGCUCCAAUUACCACUGGCAGCUGGGCUUCUCCCGAGCUGAGCGCAUGCUGAUAGAGGGCCUUGACGAGGACGGUGGCUGCCGCAUGAAGUGCUUCCGGGUCAUGAGACAAAUGAAGGAGGAUGUCUGGUGUACAGGAAAUAAGCCAGUCCUGACGACCUAUCACCUACAGAUGGUGCUGUUCUGGACAUGCGAGAAGUACCCGCGCACCAAGGACUGGCUCUGCUUCCGGGAAGGCUUCUUGCGCAUGGUGCAGAAGCUGCACAAGUGCGUGAGCCAGCACUUCCUGAAGCAUUACUUCGUCAGGGGCACCAACCUGCUCAAGUAUGCCAACACCAGCGACCUGGACCUAGUGGCAGGCAAGCUCGCCGUCUUCCUGGAGAACCCCGUGCUCUGCCUGGACUGAGGCAGGGAGAACCUGCUAUCCCAAUCUUGUUUUACUACCUAGCCCUUCUUGUUGUCUGUAGUUGUUCUUCCUGACCUUUCAGUAGAUGCUGUGACCUUGAACGUGAGACGUGUGGCACGUGCAGUAUGGAAGAGAAGAGUCAAACUGAGAGCAGUAAGAGGACAAAACUAGAGGGUUUCUUGAUGCCCAGCCAUUGCAAUUUGCUUUCUACAGCUUGAGCUGCCUGUCUUGGAGCCACUGCCAUCCAGAUCCCCAAAACAAACCAGACUAGAUACUGCCCCACUGUUUGUCACUAGUCCUAUGGCUCAUAGGCCAAAAUGCAGAGUGGUCUAGUGGUAAGAGCAGGGGACUAGCAAUCAGGAGACCUUACUCUGCCACCUACUCGCUGUGAGGCCUUCUGUUCAUCACUUGACUCCUCUAUGCUGCCUCCUCGCCCAUCUGUAAAAUGGAAUUAAUCCCUACCUACCUGACAGCAUUGUUGUGAGACUGAAUGAAUGUUUGUACAGUGCAAUGAGAUACUCAGAUGGAGACCUCGGUACAAUCACAAGGUGUUAUUGUUAGAGCCAGUCUCUCUCACCUCCCUCCACAAUUAAAUGUGGGUCCCGCCCUCAUGGUAAAGAGAGUUUAAUUGAUAAGUGUUGAAUAGUUCAGAUACUGUUUUUUGCCUUUCCCUCGUGGUCUUUUUGUCUCACAUUUUGCUUGGGGCAGGCUUCCCAGGUUUGCCUUUGCCACCUGUGUAGUGCCAUGCUGUCAGCCCCCGGCGGUGUUUGCUGUGACAGAGCUCUCUAGCACAUCUGUCUCUGCCCAGCUGUCUGGGGGAUGAACUGAUCUCUCACCUUUUAGCACCUGUAUAUUUUUGAGUGCUGUUAGAGACAGAAGGAGAAUUUGUCAAAGGUUCCUAGUUGCAGAGGAUUCCAGAGCUUUAUAUAAAUAACAUAUAAAAAAUAAAGUGCUAGUGUUUUGAGAAAAGAAACAAAAAAAGUUCUAAAGUGAAUGUUGUGUUUAAUGUUCUUAAAUGACUCAAAUUUAAAAUCAAGUGUUUUAUUUUCUAGAACCGUAAAUUGCUGGCUGGAUUAUAACAUGCUCACAUAAUUUAAAAAGACACCUUCUCUUAGCUAUCAUGGCCAGGGGAUCAUCAUGAGCUCUGCUCUAGCCCCUUACACCCUUUCAUGUGAUUAUAAGCUCUUUGGGGCAGGGUCUGUCUUUUCAUGAUGAGUGCAUACAGCACCCAACACAAUGAUCCUUGACUGGGGCAGCGAGGCCUCCCACAAUAUAGAUAAUAAUUAGGGCUGUUGACUAAUCGCUGUUAACUCACGCAAUUAAAUAAAGAAAAAUUAAACGUGAUUAAAAAAGUAAUCAUGAUUAAUCGCAGUUUUAAUCAUACUGUUACACAAUAGAAUACCCAUUGAAAUUUAUUAAUCAUUUUUGGAUGUUUUUCUACAUUUUUCAAUAUAUUGAUUUAAAUUACAACACAGAGUACAAAGUGUACAGUGAUCACUUUAUAUUAUUAUUUUAAAAAACUGUCACAAAGUUCCUCCUCUACCUUGGUGGGUCUUGCGCUUAUUGGAGGAUUUGCUUGCCUCGGAGAUUCACGGCAGCCCUCAGUUUGGCCGUUUUCGUGAACCCACAGUCCAGGUCAACUCGUGUCUGACCAGGAGUUGGGAGGUUUGGGGGAAACCCGGGCCCGCCCUCUACUCUGGGUUCUAGCCCAGGGCCCUGUGGAAUGCAGCUGUCUAGAGUGCCUCCUGGAACAGCUGUGUGACAGCUACUACUCCCUGGGCUACUUCCCCAUGGCCUCCUCCCAACACCUUCUUUAUCCUCACCCUAGGACCUUUCUCUUGGUGUCUGAAAAUGCUUGUACUCCUCAGUCCUCCAGCAGUACGCAUUCUCACUCUCUGCUCCUAGUGCCUAUUGCUCCCAGCUCCUCACGCGCAUGCCACAAACUGAAGUGAGGUCCUUUUUAAACUCAGGUGCACUGAUUAGCCAGCCUUAAUUGAUUCUAGCAGCUUCUUGAUUGGCUGCAGGUGUUCUAAUCAACCUGUCUGUCUUAAUUGUUUCCAGAAAGUUCCUGAUUGUUCUGGAUCCUUCCCUGUUGCCUUACCCAGGGAAAGGUGACCUACUCAACCUGGGGCUAAUAUAUGUCUUCUAUCACUCUCCUGUAGCCAUCUGGCCUGACCCUGUCACAUUACAAAUAUUUGCACUGUAAAAAGGAUAAACAAAAGAAAUAGUAUUUUUCAAUUCACCUCAUACUGUAGCGCAAUCUCUUUAUCAUGAAAGCGCAACUUACAAAUGUAGAUUUUUUUUUUGUUACAGAACUGCAUUCAAAAACAAAACAAUGUAAAACUUUAGAGCCUACAAGUCCACUCAAUCCUACUUCUUGUUCAGCCAAUCGCUAAGACAAACAAAUUUAUUUGCAUUUGCGGGAGAUACUGCUGCCGGCUUCUUAUUUACAAUGUCACCUGAAAGUGAAAACAGGUGUUCACAGGGCACUUUUGUAGCAGGCAUUACAAGGUAUUUACAUGCCAGAUAUGCUAAACAUUCCUAUGCCCUUCAUUCUUUGGCAGCCAUUCCAGGGGACAUGCUUCCAUGCUGAUGACUCUCGUUAAAAAAAUAAUGUGUAAAUUAAAUUUGUGACUGAACUCCUUGGGGGAGAAUUGCAUGUUUCCUACUCUGUUUUACUCACAUUCUGCCAUGUAUUUCAUAUUAUAGCAAUCUGGGAUGAUGACUCAACACAUGUUGUUCAUUUUAAGAACAUUUUCACUGCAGAUUUUACAAAAUGCAAAGAAGGUACCAAUGUGAGAUUUCUAAAGAUAGCUACAACAAUUGACCCAAGGUUUCAGAAUCUGAAGUGCCGUCCAAAAUCUGAGAGGGGUGAGAGGUGUGGCGCCUGCUUUCAGAAGUCUUAAAAAAGCAACACUCUGAUGCGGAAACUACAGAAUCCGAACCAUCAAAAAAGAAAAUCAACCUUCUGCCGGUGGCAUCUGAUUCAGAUGAUGAAAGUGAACAUGCAUCGGUCCACUCCAGUUUGGAUCAUUAUCGAGCAGAACCCGUCAUCAGCAUGGACGCAUGUCCUCCGGAAUGGUGGUUGAAGCAUGAAGGGACAUAUGAAUCUUUAGUGCCUCUGGCACAUAAAUAUCUUGAAACGCCAGCUACAACAGUGCCAUGUGAACGUCUGUUCUCACUUUCAGGUGACAAUGUAAACAAGAAGCGGGCAGCAUUAUCUCCUGUAAAUGUAAAUAAACUUGUUUUUCUGAGUGACUGGCUGAACAAGAAGUAGGACUGAGUGGACUUGUAGACUCUCUAAAGUUUUACAUUGUUUUAUUUUUGAAUAGUUAUUUUUUGUACAUAAUUCUACAUUUGUAAGUUCAACUUUCAUGAUAGAGAUUUCAUUACAGUACUUGUAUUAGGUGAAUUGAAAAAUAUUAUUUAUUUUGUUUUUUUUCCAGCACAAAUAUUUGUAAUAAAAAUAAAUACAAAGUGAGCACUGUACACUUUAUAUUCUGUGUUGUAACUGAAAUCAAUAUAUUUGAAAAUGUAGAAAACAUCCAAAAAUAUUUAAAUAAGUGGUAUUCUAUUAUUGUUUAACAGUGCAAUUAAUCAUGCAAUUAAUCACAACUAAUUUUUUUUAAUUGCUUGGCAGCCCUAAUAAUAAUAAUCUGUUUCCAGCUCCCUCCCCGUGUCUCUUUCCAGCCCCUCCUUCUCAAAGGCCAUCUCUGUCCCAGUUCUCUCUCAUAUCCAAGGAUGCUUUUUGCCCAUGUCUGGCCCUCUCAUACUCUCUCUCCCAAGCUCUAACUUCAAUAACAUUAUUGACAUGACAAGGAAUACAAGUGUCAUCCAAGCUAACAGCCUGAGUGUCUGUCUCGAAGGAGCUCUCGUGGACUUGAUAGGCUCAUUUUUGUAUCCCUGUCCAUUUCUGAGUUGGUAGCAGGAUACCAUCAUUCUCUGUCCCCCAGUUCCAUCCUCCUGUCCCAGACUACUCUUUUUCACCUCCAGCCCCUUUCCCCUCUCUCCUCCUUUCCCCAGAACUUACUGUCUUGUUUAAGGCAGUUCCCCUACAGCACUUGCCUGUCUUUCACCUCCUCUCAGCACUCAUGCUGGGAAGGGAAUUCAAUAUGAAUUCGAUAAGAGGUCUCCAUUAGCAGCACCAACAAAGAUGACUCUGCCUGAUGUGAUCACUGCACUCAGGGAAAAUUUGUUUCAUCUCCAUGAUAGGUCCUUCCCUGUGGGUCUUUUCAAACCUUCCCCCUUCUGCAUGCAUGGUAUGCAAAUCUCAUGCAAGCUUGCAGGUUCUGCUUGUACAGCAGUCACUACUGCUCCUUCACUGUUUCUCUUGUCAUCUCCACCACCCUUUAUAAUUCUGUAAAGGUGGGAGAGGGGUUGCAUUCAGUUACAACCCCUUCUCUGCCCAGUCCCCAGAUGGAGAGAAAAAAGGAAAUGGGGAGCUUCCAAAAUGGCUAUAAAGAGACCCGUCCAUUCUCCAGGUUGGCCUCUUCCCCCAUCCUAUGGUCACCCACACAGUGAAGAUGAAGAGAAGAUGACAGUAGGGCUGCAAAGAACUUGAAAAGUGAUGGAAGGGGCUGGGGAAUGCCAAGUUUCCACCUAUACUGGUAAUUGUGGACUUGCAGCACCCUCUAGCAUCAAGUUGUGGUAUGGCCACGAAUACUUUUUCUAUAGUCUGCCUUUUCUCUCUCCUUGAUUUUAUAAAUGGAAGCAACACAUCUCUAAGUUUAUUCAGGUCUCAUGGUCCAGAGCACAGGGAUGGGAGUUUGGCUAUUUAUCAAAUCCAGACCCCUAGCCUUUGAGGUUUGCCCCAUGCUUCUUUCUCAGAGCUGGGUAGGAACUGCUUUUCCUAUCCAUUGAACUCUCAAAAAGGUUCACAACUCUUUUUCCAUUCAACCCUGGGAUGAAAUCAAGAAGUUUCAAAAAAAGAAAAGACACCCAGCACCACCCCAUCAGAGUGUGAUUCAGCACAGGGAUGUGAACAUGAGUCUCAUACAGUCCAGGUGAGUACCUUAGCCAUUGGACUACAGAGUCUGUCUAUUGCUUUUUGUGGCCCAAUGAAUAUUUAAUUUAUACAAAAUGGAACAACUCCAACAGGAGUGAUUGAUUAGGCCCCACUCCAGAAUAGCCUUUUGGUUAGGGCACUCCCCUGACAUAAGAGUAGUGGUGUAGUCCUGAAUAGUGCAUGAGAGGUCAUGCUAAGUGGAGGAUGCCAUUUGGAGAAUGCCAUUUUGUUCUCCGUGCAGCAAAAAUGCAGGUAUGCCAUUGCAGUGCAAUCUGGCCCCACUACAGCCCAGUCUAGGAGAGAGCCAGGUUCAAGUCCCUCUUCUGUCUGACUGACAGGAAGAACUUGAAGGUCUCCCAGGUGAGGCUUAUAAUUACAGGGUAUUGUCUAAUCUCUGAGGUGAACUCUGGUUUUGACCAGAAAUUCCACCCUGGACCCAAGGCGCCUUCCC
Messenger RNA from Caretta caretta (loggerhead turtle), 7589 nucleotides. RefSeq names its product mab-21 like 3 (gene MAB21L3). The record is from RefSeq and is a predicted model, not a curated record. Lineage: Eukaryota; Metazoa; Chordata; Testudines; Cheloniidae.